This is a messenger RNA of Oncorhynchus kisutch (coho salmon), 872 nucleotides long. RefSeq names its product serine/threonine-protein kinase pim-2-like. Lineage: Eukaryota; Metazoa; Chordata; Actinopteri; Salmoniformes; Salmonidae. The transcript has 4 exons. Gene Ontology annotation, biological process: protein autophosphorylation. The coding region runs from base 416 to 817 and encodes 133 amino acids. Gene Ontology annotation, molecular function: protein serine/threonine kinase activity; ATP binding. Gene Ontology annotation, cellular component: cytoplasm. The record is from RefSeq and is a predicted model, not a curated record.
GAGGAGAGAGGAAGAGGAGGAGGAAGAGCUCCGAGAGGAGUACAGGAGGAAGAGGAGAGAGGAAGAGGAGGGGGAGGAGUCAGAAGGAAGAGGAGGGGAAUCUGUCCUUAGAGAGUAGCACCACGCUGGUCGACACGUUACAGCCCCCACAAUGCAACAGUAGAGAGCCAAGUCGUGAUCCAGUUGCAGAGAGGUUUGUACAGCUGGGUUGUCUCGGAGGCGGAGGCUACGGGAUCGUCUACGCUGGUUACCGCAGAGAAGACAACCUACCUGUGGCUAUAAAACGUGUCCCCUUGGACAAAGUGUUACGCAUACCGGUGGUACGUCCCAGUACACCCCUCCAGAGUGGUUUCUGAGCGAGUCGUACCGGGCCGGGCCCUCCACAGUGUGGCAGCUGGGGGUUGUGCUGUACGACAUGCUGUGUGGGGACCAGCCCUUCAACACACGACGAGAGAUCAUCUAUGAAGAGCCUUACAUCAAGGACCAACUGUCCAGACACUGUGUGGAUCUGUUGAGGAGGUGUCUGGCGAAGCGACCCCGAGGACGGCCCACUCUGGACGAGAUGUUACUCCACCCCUGGCUCCAGCCGGACACACCCCCUGGCUCCAUCCGGACACGCCCCCUGGCUCCAGCCGGACACGCCCCCCGGCUCCAGCCGGACACGCCCCCCGGCUCCAUCCAGACCCGCCCCCUGGCUCCAGCCGGACACGCCCCCCGGCUCCAUCCAGACCCGCCCCCUGGCUCCAGUGAACCGGACACUCCCCCUGGACAGACCUGCAGCUUGUCACCUGAACCCGACAUAAACAUAGAUUUCUAAAACAUUUUUUGGAACCGUCUUUGAAAAUUGACGUGAAAAUAUAAACUUUGAACAA